GGGUACGCAUCUCCGCCUGCAUCGUAUGGGUAACGCUGGCCCAUUGAGAGGUGAAGAAGUCACGUAUGCGAUCCAUGGUUGCCAGGAGAUCGCGCCGCCACGGCGAGUCGCCGAGGUGCUUCUUCAGGACGCCGUGCAUCCCUUCGAGACGGCUGUUGUUGCGCUGUCCGAGAUGGCGAUGCCCAUCUACGUGGAAAUGGACGAAUUCCUCGGCGUCGGCGUCUAGCGCGGCUUCCCCGAUGCGCAGAGCAUCUCCGAGGAGUGUCGCGCCGUCCUCGUCGGCGUAUCGGCCCUGCGAGAACGUCUCCACCCAGAUAGCACGCUGCUCUGCCAGUUCCUCCUCGCUCCUCGAGCGCACGAUCAUGCGCCAGCCCUGUAGAACGCUGUCGAGGUGCUCUUCCCAUUCGGGCCGCGUAUGGAACACGCUCGACGUGUCGUUCAGCUUGUGGGAUCCGAAGAUACGCCGCAGAGGUGGCGCCGCUGCUACCUUGAUAUUCUGCUCGAUGUGCCACAGGCAGAGGACGUUCUUCGCGCUGGGCCACACCGUCUUGCAGGCUCGGCGUAGGCGGCUAUCGCGAUCGGUCAAGAACACCGCAGGCUGCGGCGCUUGCACGAGCUCCACGAAGUCCUGGAGGGCUCUGCGCAGGUGGGCGUAUCGUUCUCCUUUGAGGAGCGCUAUACCAGCGGUGAACGUGUUGUUGCAAGCAGUCACGCCUACGAUAUGCAGGAGCGGCAUAUCGUACUUGUUGGUGCCGUUCGUGCAAUCGACGAGGAGCACUGUAGGCCACCGUAGCAGCAGAGCUCGGGCUCUUCGGGUAGUGUAGACAAUCGAGGUAAGCCUGCAAGUCAGCUAGGAUGAGUGGUGGGCUCUCACACGCUCGUAUCUGGGUCUCUUGUACCGCGGUAUAGCUCGCCUGUAGCGUCCAGGUUGCGCAGGAGGGCCUCGGUCUCAGUACCACCGAGGCGGGCUCGGGUAUGCAGUCGGUAAGCGGCAUUGUAGAUAUCUUUGCGGGAUAGCCGUACAGUGU
This is a messenger RNA of Cutaneotrichosporon oleaginosum, 1028 nucleotides long. RefSeq lists its product as uncharacterized. Lineage: Eukaryota; Fungi; Basidiomycota; Tremellomycetes; Trichosporonales; Trichosporonaceae. The record is from RefSeq and is a predicted model, not a curated record.